Rotaria sp. Silwood2 is the source of this 2289-nucleotide messenger RNA. The record is from the annotation of a GenBank genome assembly. Lineage: Eukaryota; Metazoa; Rotifera; Eurotatoria; Philodinida; Philodinidae.
AUGACGUUAAUUCUAUUCAAAGAUAGUGAUCCAUCGAGUUUCCUUGAUAAUCAACUAAUACUUGCACAAGAGGAUAUCAAGACUUCAAAAGAUGCCACUAUUGCCAUGAGUGCAUCGGUCGAUUGCUCACAAUAUUCUGAGCAAUUUGGACUGAAUUCUGAUCUCGAUCAACAUCAUGAAGCUCUUCAUAAUCAAUUAGAUAUGUCAAACAUGAUAGAAUCACAACAUUCCAAUGAACAACCAGAUCAUGUUAAUGAAAACCAAAGCAAAACUGAUGAACACAUCAGCACUUCGAAAAGUCUUAUAUUUGAUUAUUCUCACUUUAGAUUAAAUUUCGAGUCAACCACUCAUCAAGAUUCACAUUUAACUAGCGUACAGUCUAUGCCUAUUUUAACACCUGAGAUUACACAACAUACGAAUGAUUUUUCAACAGCGCUUCCUUGUUGGGAUUGUUCCAAGAAAUUCAAAACGGUUAACGGUCGCUGGAUGCAUUUUGUCAGCCAUCAUAUUUUAUCAACCAUAUCCAUUUUUGAGAUACAAUCGGAUCUUGACGGUAAUAAAACAGAUUCUCAACACAGUACGCCCAAUAACAUAGUGGUUUCGAGUACUUCUCUCACUAAGCAGCAAUUUAAAUGUUGGUCAUGUACUAAAAAAUUUCAAUCAGAUCAAAGUUUCUUACAUCAUUUCGUUGAGAAGCAUGCCAAUUUUAUUUUAUCUCUACCUAAUAAUCCCAUUGAUAUUCUUAAAAAUGAAAUAAUUAAGGUAAAACAAAACGUCGUGACUUCAUCUAUAGAUGAUACAGCAACAUACCAUUGUUCACAAGAAUUAAAAGAUUCGAAAUCUACAGACACUAAAGAAAUGAAUAUUCAGAGCAAACAAGAUGAUUCUUUUUCAUCUAAUACUACACUAACAACAAAUCAUAUUGAUGUCGACAUGGCAACAACUCAGUAUCAGAAGAAAACUGCAGAAAAUUUGGUUAGGUCUAUCAAUUUGCAACAUCAUCAAGUAUCAAAUACACAUCUAUUCAAGUCAACGGGAUUUUCCAACGUCGAUUUUCAUAACCAGAAGCUUGACUUUGACUCAUACAUAAGUGUGGACUUACCAAACACUCAUAUCAAUCAGUCAACAAUAACAACAAAUCAACAUGAUGCCGCCGAACAUGUGCAAUCUAGUUCGAAAAUGUUUUCUUGUUGGAAGUGCUUUGAGAAAUAUAAAUCUGCUCCUCGCCGUUUAUAUCACUUUAUAUUGUGUCAUUCAGAAUUAUUUCUACCUGCCACGGUUAUGCCAUCGAAAUCUACGAGUAAGUAUACAAUAUUAUAUGAUAAACAAAUAAAUAAAUUCAAUGUUUCAGUAAAUCUACUAAGUGACGCAUAUCUUUGCUGGGACUGCUCAAAAAAAUUUAAAUCCUCUCCUGCUCAAGUAUCUCACUUUAUUGACAAGCAUGCUAAAACUAUUCUAUCCAUGGAUAUUGAUCCAUCAGAUAUUCUGCAAAAUCAAAUAACGAAGGCACAAGAACGAAUGAAAAUCAAACAAAAUACAGUUAUUGAUAUAAAAGCAUCAUCUAACUUUUCUCAUUGCUCAAAUCCAUAUAAAGCAAAUAACGAUCUUUCGAAUCAUACCAAUAGUAAACAUACUGUAAACAUUCUUCCUUUGACAUCUGAAACACGAAAAUAUGUCGAUAAUAAAACAAAGCAGAUGAUAGCACAGACAAAAGUCAUACAAGACGUGGCUGACCCUAUCAAUAUGUCUUUGGAUAGUUCAAAAUUUUCCUUCAAAUUCGAUACAGUCGAUAAUAGCUCAAUAUCCUUAAAUAUGAAAUAUUUAGAUGUCAUGACACGAGCAACUUCGGCAUCCCUGAACAACUUUUUACCAAAGCGAUCAUUGUUGCGUAUAACAUAUUAUUGCCAACAAUGUCAGAAAAAAUUUACAUCUGUUAAUGAUCAUUUAGAACAUUUUCAAAACGAACAUAGACAAGUGAAAUUAUCUAAAGAAACUUUAGAAGAAUUUUUCAGUGAUACAGGAAGUAUGCAAUGUCCUAAAGCCAAAUUUCCCACAAUCGUUUAUAUGUUACUUGGAUCGACUCGGAAGCAAAUUCGAAUCACAUUUGACAAGAUGAAUCAUUGUCCUUAUCAAGCAUGCCAAUUAGAAGUAGUUAAUUACGAAUUUAAACAGUUUUGGGUACAUAUAAUUAAAGAACAUGCAGCCGAACACAUAAAACUCGAAUGCUGUGAUCCUAUGAUGAUGUAUACUCCAGAAGAAUAUAUGAAACAUAAUCAAAUUUUUUAUUAG